AUGCAAAAUAAGGGUAACAAUAGUGCCCACUUCACGGGGGUGUGCAGUGGAUUCAAUGAGCAGUCCCUGGAGAAGGCAGAGCCAGAGCAGCAGCUCAGUGUCACCUUCUUUGACAGCAAGCACUACUGCUUAUUGGGCAGCUAUGCUGAGCCGCAUAGAAGGCUGACCCAGCCACGACCUCAGCGGGGCAGUAAGCCUCUUGAAGGCAGUGACAAAAAGGCGCUGACCUGGCGCACAGAUGCUGGUCUGAGUCUGGCAGCCCUGGAGCGGGAGCACAGGGAGGAGACAAAACAGGGUUUGCAAACGGGAAGCGCCGGCGAGGCGGCCCGGGGCGGGGCGGGCAGCCAGGGUGGCCCAGGAGGCGGAGCCGGGCCUGCGGGCUCGCGGGAGCCUCGACUCGCAGUGGCUGCGGGCCCGGGAGGCGGCGGCGGCGGCGCGGCGACAGUAAGUGCGGGCUGCGGGCGGGCGGCGAGCUCGGGCGCGGAGGCGCCGGGCCUGGCCCCACCGACACCUCUUCCAGCUCCCUGCCGCGCGCCCUGGGCUCGCGCUCGCUAUGGCCGCCUUCCCAGGCACUUCUGGGCGCUGCUGCAGGUGGCCAUUGUCUCAGAGGACAGCUUUCAUCGCAGUGCAAACUCCACCUACAGAACCAGAAGCAGCUCUCUACUAGCUGAUGAGGAUGAGCUGCUUGAGAAGCUGCUGGACAGCCCGUCGUCCGGCCUGCAGAGGCCCGAGGACCGCUACAAUGGCACCUACAUCAUCUUCUUCAGCCUGGGCAUCGGCACCUUGCUGCCAUGGAACUUCUUUGUCACUGCCAAGGAGUACUGGGUGUUCAAACUCGGCAACUCCUCUAGCCCAGCCACACAGGAGGGCGCUGUGGGCUCGGACAUCCUGAACUACUUUGAGAGCUACUUUGCCGUUGCCUCCACUGUGCCCUCAGUCCUGUGCCUCGUGGUCAACUUCAUGCUUGUCAACAGGGUUCCGGUCCGUGUCCGUGUCCUGGCCUCCCUGGCCAUCAUGCUGACCAUCUUCGUGAUGAUGACCCUGCUGGUGAAAGUGGAUACCUCCUCCUGGACCUGCAGCUUCUUUGCUGUCACCAUGACCUGCAUGGUGAUCCUCAGUGGCGUCUCCACUAUCUUCAGUAGCAGCAUCUACGGUAUGACUGGCUCCUUCCCGAUGAGGAAUUCCCAGGCGCUGAUAUCAGGAGGAGCGAUGGGCGGGACCAUCAGUGCUGUGGCCUUGCUGGCAGACCUGGCAGCAUCCAGCGACGUGACGGAUAGUGCCCUGGCCUUCUUCCUGACUGCAGAUGUCUUCCUGGCACUCUGCAUUGUGCUCUACCUGCUGUUGCCCAGGCUGGAGUACGCCAGGUACUACAUGAGACCUGCUCGGCCAGCCCAUGUAUUUUCUGGUGAAGAGGAGCAGCCCCAGGACUCCCCCGAUGCAUCUUCAUUGGCCCCUGGAUCCAGUAACCACCCCCUCCCUGCCCUCCGCUCCAUCCUGAAGACGACCGCUGGCCUGGGCUUCUGCACUGUCUACAUCUUCUUCAUCUCCGGCCUCGUCUUCCCUGCCAUUUCCUCCAACGUCGAGUCUCUCAACAAGGGAUCGGGCUCACUGUGGACCGACAAGUUCUUCGUCCCCCUCACCACCUUCCUCCUGUACAACUUUGCCGACCUGUGUGGCCGGCAGAUCACAGCCUGGAUCCAGGUGCCGGGGCCCAAAAGUAAGCUGCUCCUGGGGCUUGUGCUACUCCGGACCGGCUUCAUCCCCCUCUUUGUGUUCUGCAACUACCAGCCCCGUGUACACCUGAAGAUGGUGGUCUUCAUGUCCGACAUCUACCCGGUCCUCUUCACCUCCCUGCUGGGGCUCAGCAACGGCUACCUCAGCACCCUGGCUCUCAUCUACGGGCCAAAGAUUGUGUCCAGGGAGCUGGCGGAGGCCACAGGGGUAGUGAUGUCCUUUUACCUGUGUUUGGGUUUGCUGCUUGGCUCAGCCUUCUCUGCCCUGCUGGUACACCUCAUCUAGGAGGGUGGUGGCCAGGACAUCAGGGCCACGUGACCCUUUGGAGCCUCUGUAAGGUGGUGAGGAAGUGCUGGCAGGGCUUGGCUGGCAUGGAAGAAGGGGCUGGAGCUUCGCUGGGUGCAGAGGGCAGAGCCUACCCAGGCCUCAUUUCUGCCCCCAGGGAAUGAAUGAACCAAAUGAACUGUCUUGUGAUAUUCCAGGCACUUUAACAGAACUUUCCUGAGACAUUUGAAUAGGACCAAUGAAGAUGCAGUUCCACAGUUACAGAGUGGGAGCAUCACUUUCGUAGCUAAUUCUUAAUAUUCCACCCUUCUUUUACCUGCUGGUUUCCAGCUCUUCUAAAAUGUGUUGCCAGUGUCUGAGCAACCACUGAGUUGUUACAGAGCUAGUGCCAAAACCCAGCCACAGGCUUUUUGCACUCUCCCAGCCUUGCUCCUUCCAUCUGACAGAAAGAGGCAAGAGAAUUCUCAGUCCCCCUUACCCUGGGGGAGUCUCCUAGAAUGGAGGUUCCCAUGGAUUGCCAGGCCCCAGGCCCAAGACCCAAGCCUGUGUAGAUCUCCACAUGCUGCCGGUGGGAGACCACCCACUAACCAGACUGGAAAACCCAGAAAGACAGGCCUUCCGGGAAUUCUUCAUUCCAUAAACAUGGUCUCAGGAGGGCCUCCCUGCCCCAGGGACAGAGCCUGCAGGUCCUGCAGUCUGUGGCCUGGGUCAGGGCAGGGUCUUUUAAUGUUCAUGUUUACAACAUGUCAAAGCCAUUGGUUCAAGGGCAUAAUAAAUACUUGGGUAUUUUAUAAAAGCCUUGCUGGUGUAUUAGGAAACAGAAGCAAACUCAGUCUGGGUCAUUUGAGGAUAUUUUAAGAGAAGGUAUAGGGAACACACGGUGCAUUAUAUUCCAGAACUAGUAACAGUGAAGUAGUGAAGGCCU
Trichechus manatus latirostris (Florida manatee) is the source of this 2944-nucleotide messenger RNA. RefSeq names its product solute carrier family 29 member 3 (gene SLC29A3). The coding region runs from base 1 to 2019 and encodes 672 amino acids. The transcript has 8 exons. NCBI's taxonomy places the organism in Eukaryota, Metazoa, Chordata, Mammalia, Sirenia, Trichechidae. Gene Ontology annotation, molecular function: nucleoside transmembrane transporter activity. Gene Ontology annotation, biological process: nucleoside transmembrane transport. The record is from RefSeq and is a predicted model, not a curated record. Gene Ontology annotation, cellular component: plasma membrane; Golgi apparatus.